Molecule: messenger RNA, 6489 nt
Organism: Penicillium vulpinum
Lineage: Eukaryota; Fungi; Ascomycota; Eurotiomycetes; Eurotiales; Aspergillaceae
Gene: pksP
Product: polyketide synthase alb1
Exons: 4
Coding region: 1-6489 (2162 amino acids)
Biological process (GO): fatty acid biosynthetic process; secondary metabolite biosynthetic process
Molecular function (GO): 3-oxoacyl-[acyl-carrier-protein] synthase activity; fatty acid synthase activity; phosphopantetheine binding
Source: RefSeq, a predicted model, not a curated record
AUGGAAGGCCCCAGUCAUGUGUAUCUCUUUGGAGACCAGACUGCGGAUUUCGACUCGGGCCUUCGCCGUCUGUUGCAUGCCAAGAAUGACUCGCUGCUGGUAGCAUUUUUCCAAAAGUCGUACUAUGCGUUGCGCAAGGAGAUUACUUCGCUUCCGCAAUCCGAGCGUCAGGGGUUCCCCCGCUUUACCAGUAUCGUUGAUCUUCUUGCGAGGUUCAAGGAGUCAGGGCCGAACCCAGCUUUGGAGAGCGCAUUAACGACAAUUUACCAAUUGGGAUGUUUCAUUCACUACUACGGCGAUUUGGGCCAUGCCUAUCCGUCGGGUGAUGAGAGCUGCAUCAUUGGUCUCUGCACAGGUCAGCUUGCAUCUGCGGUUGUUAGCUCUUCAAAAACUAUCGGAGAUCUCAUUCCGGCUGGCGUUGAGGCUGUUGUGCUUGCUUUGAGACUCGGGAUGUGCGUUUCGAAAGUACAAGCUCUCAUAGAAUCAAGCAAAUCGGCAAUUUCGAGCUGGUCUGUGCUAGUUUCUGGCAUGCGCGAGCCCGAGGCUCGGGAUUUGAUUCAACAGUAUGCGAAGAAGAAUGUAAGUCUCUUCCUCCAAAUUGGCCUAGAACAAAAUAGGACGAUUGUUAAUAUCUUCAAGGCUUUACCCCGUGUUUCCCAGCCUUAUAUUAGCGCAGUCAGCCCUAAUGGACUCACUAUUAGUGGUCCUCCGACUUUCCUGGGCCAUUUCAUUGAGGACAGUCUCUCUAAGGAGCACAAGCCCACAAGAGUUCCAAUCUACGGCCCUUAUCAUGCCUCGCAUCUUUACGAUGACAAGGAUAUUAACCGAAUUUUGGAAUCUUGGCCGACCGAACAAUUCAUGACCUAUGUGCCUCAGAUCCCUAUACUGUCAAGUGAAACAGGCAAGGAAUUUCAAACUGAAAGUCUUGAGCAGCUCUUGAGGCUCUCUCUUCGGGAGAUUUUGCAGAGACAGCUCUGUUGGGACAAGGUCACCGAAUCUUGCCAAUCAGCCUUGCAAUCUGCCACGACAUGCACUCUGUUCCCAAUUUCCAGCACUGCAACCCAGAGUCUAUUCAAAUCACUGAAAAACGCUGGAGUAUCUAAUCUUGAGAUUGACAACACAAUUGGUGACGUUCAAAAGGAUUCAGAGGGAGACAACCGUACCGGUCGUGCCGAUCAGUCCAAGAUUGCAAUCAUUGGUCUUUCAGGAAGAUUCCCAGAGGCACCUGACACCGAAGCAUUCUGGGAUCUUUUGAAAAAAGGACUGGACGUUCACCGCGAGGUCCCCCCAGAGCGAUGGGAUGUCAAGGCUCACGUCGACAUGGAAGGAAAAAUAAGAAACACCAGCCAAGUUCAAUACGGAUGCUGGUAUAACGAUGCCGGAAUGUUUGACCCCCGGUUCUUCAAUAUGUCGCCCCGUGAAGCGCUUCAAGCAGACCCUGCUCAACGCCUGGCACUUCUUACUGCUUACGAGGCUUUGGAGAUGGCAGGCUUCAUUCCUGAUAGCACUCCCUCUACGCAGAAGAAUCGUGUGGGUGUCUUCUACGGAAUGACUAGUGAUGACUACCGUGAGAUCAAUAGUGGUCAGGAUAUUGACACCUACUUUAUCCCGGGUGGUAACCGUGCUUUUACUCCUGGUCGCAUCAAUUACUAUUUCAAAUUCAGCGGCCCUAGUGUUAGCGUGGAUACGGCUUGCUCUUCGAGUCUUGCUGCAAUUCAUGUUGCUUGUAAUUCUUUGUGGAGGAAUGAAAGCGAUUCCGCCGUUGCUGGUGGUGUCAAUAUCCUGACAAAUCCUGACAACCAUGCUGGCCUCGACCGUGGACACUUCCUCUCAAGGACUGGAAAUUGCACCACCUUCGACGAUGCAGCUGAUGGUUAUUGCAGAGCAGAUGGCAUUGGCUCCGUGGUCUUGAAGAGACUUGAGGAUGCUCAGGCAGACAAUGAUCCAAUCUAUGGUAUCAUCGGAGGAGCUUACACCAACCACUCAGCAGAGGCUGUGUCAAUUACCCGGCCUCACGUAGGAGCCCAGUCUUUCAUCUUUGACAAGCUUCUUAACGAAUCCAACAGCGAUCCAAAAGAAAUCAGCUAUAUCGAAAUGCACGGAACCGGUACCCAGGCAGGUGAUGCAGUAGAGAUGCAGUCAGUUCUCGAUGUCUUCGCUCCUGACUACCGUCGUGGGCCAACCCAGUCACUUCACCUUGGUUCAGCAAAGGCAAAUGUUGGCCACGGAGAGUCUGCCUCUGGUGUCACAGCAUUAAUUAAGGUCUUAAUGAUGAUGCAGAAGAACAUGAUUCCACCUCACUGUGGCAUCAAGACCAAGAUCAACCACAACUUCCCGACAGACUUUCCCCAGCGCAACGUGCACAUUGCGUCCGAGCCUACCCCUUGGAACAGGCCAAACGGCGGCGUGCGAAAGACGUUCGUCAACAAUUUCUCAGCCGCCGGCGGUAACACUGCUUUGAUGGUUGAGGAUGGCCCCCUCGAUGAGGAGAAAGUGGAAGACCCUCGGUCGGCCCAUCCUGUCCUUGUCUCUGCUCGCUCCCAGUCUGCCCUGAAGAACAACAUCUCUGCUCUCGUGCAGUACAUUGACAUAAACAAGAAUUCGUUCAAUGUCAACGAGGCUAGCCUCCUUGCCAAUCUGUCUUACACAACUACGGCGAGGCGCAUUCAUCAUCCCUUCAGAGUCGCCGUCACUGGAUCGACUCUGGAUGAAGUCAGGAGCGGAUUGGCUCCUAUUGUCAACCGAGACAGCAUUAGCCCGGCUCCUGUUAAUCCACCUGGCAUCGGCUUUGUCUUUACCGGACAGGGUGCUCAGUAUACAGGCAUGGGACGUCAAUUGUUUGAGAGUUGCUUGCAAUUCCGCACUCACAUUGAGCACUUGGAUUGUAUUGGCCAAAGUCAGGGCUUCCCAUCUAUUGUGUCCCUAAUCGAUGGGAGUGUGCCAAUUGAAGAGCAUAGCCCCGUCGUUACCCAGCUCGGAACCACCUGUGUGCAGAUGGCAUUGACCAAGUACUGGAUGUCUUUGGGUGUUGUCCCUACCUUUGUCAUGGGCCACAGCCUUGGCGAGUUUGCCGCUCUCAAUGCUUCUGGUGUGUUGACAACCAGUGAUACCAUCUACCUCGCGGGGCGACGAGCCCAACUUCUCACCGAGCAAAUCAAGGUUGGAACGCACGCUAUGCUUGCUGUCAAGUCUUCAGUAGCACAGAUCAAGCAGUUCCUUGAUGAGGCUGCUGAGGUGGCUUGUAUCAAUGCGCCCAGCGAGACUGUUAUCAGUGGGGCAAGUGAGAAAAUUGACGAGCUUUCACAAAUUCUUACCAAUGAAGGCUUCAAGGCUACCAAGCUGAAUGUACCCUUUGCUUUCCAUUCAGCUCAGGUUGAACCUAUUCUUGAGAGAUUAGCCGAGAUUGGAAAGGGGGUCACAUUCAAUAAGCCCUCUAUUCCGUUUGUAUCUGCUCUUCUUGGAGACGUUAUCAAUGAGACCAACAGCGAGCUUCUUGGUCCCAACUACCUCGCGCGCCAUUGCCGGGAGACUGUGAAUUUCCUGGGUGCUCUGGAAGCUACCCGGCACUCCAACUUGAUGAAUGACAAGACCAUCUGGGUCGAAAUUGGCUCUCACCCCGUAUGCUCCGGAAUGGUCAAGGCAACUUUCGGUCCUCAGGCAACUACUGUGGCCUCUCUCCGUCGUCAGGAAGACUCAUGGAAGGUUCUCUCAACCAGUACUGCAGCUCUUUAUCUGGCUGGAAUUGAGAUUCGAUGGAAAGAGUAUCAUCAGGACUUCACCGCCGCACACAAAGUCCUCCCACUUCCUUCCUACAAGUGGGAUCUCAAGAACUACUGGAUUCCCUACACUAACAACUUCUGUCUUCUCAAGGGUGCACCAGCAGUGGCACCAGUGGCUGCUGAGGCUGAGCCAGUCUCCGUGUUCUUGUCAUCAGCAGCCCAGAAAGUUUUGGAGACGAGUGGUGACAAUUCAUCGGCAUUUAUCGUCAUCGAGAAUGACAUUGCUGAUCCUGAGCUCAAUCGUGUCAUUGCAGGUCACAAGGUGAACGGUGCCUGUCUUACUCCAUCGUCCUUGUACGCCGAUAUUGCACAGACACUUGGUGAAUAUCUGGUUCAGAAUUACAAGCCCGAGUGGAAAGACCGCGGGUUUGAUGUUUGCAACGUGGUUGUUCCCAAGCCUCUUAUUGCAAAGGGAGGCAAGCAACUAUUCCGCGUCUCAGCUACCGCAAAUUGGGCCGAGGAAAGUGCCAAAGUGCAGGUGUGGUCUGUGACCCCGGAGGGGAAAAAGAUCCUUGACCACGCUAGUUGCAACAUCAAGUUCUUUGAUCCCAUUCCUUACGAACUUGAGUGGAAGCGUAGCUCUUACCUCAUCAAGCGGAGUAUUGAGCAUCUUCAAGAGAGCACUAUAUCUGGCCAGGCCCAUCGUAUGAAGCGAGGAAUGGUCUACAAGCUCUUUGCUUCUCUAGUGGAUUAUGACGAGAACUACAAAUCCAUUCGGGAAGUCAUCCUCGACAGUGAACAACACGAGGCCACCGCUCUGGUUAAGUUCGAGGCGCCACCGGGCAACUUCCAUCGUAAUCCGUUCUGGAUUGACAGCAUCGGUCACCUGUCUGGCUUCAUUAUGAACGCUAGUGAUAACACCGAUUCCAAGAACCAAGUGUUUGUCAAUCAUGGAUGGGACUCGAUGCGAUGCUUGAAGAAGUUUGAUCCCAGUGUUACCUACCGCACCUACGUGAGGAUGCAGCCUUGGAAAGACUCUAUUUGGGCUGGUGAUGUCUAUAUGUUUGAGGGCGACGACAUCGUUGCUGUGUAUGGUGGGGUUAAGUUCCAAGCUCUGGCACGGAAGGUCCUUGAUAUGGCUCUCCCUCCUGGUGGAGGAGCCCCAGCACCCAAGCCAGCCGCUGCCAAGCGUGCUCUUGCUCCCGUCAAUGUCGAGAAGGCAAAGCCUAGCGCUAACAAAAAGGCUUCCCCGCCAAAAUCUACAAAACCAAAUCUGGCUACGCGUGCUCUUGCAAUCCUCGCCGAAGAGGUUGGACUUUCAACUUCUGAUCUGACUGAUGAUCUCAACUUCGCUGAUUACGGAGUUGACUCUCUGCUUUCACUGACUGUCACUGGGCGAUACCGUGAGGAAAUGGGACUUGAUCUCGACUCUUCUAUCUUUGUGAAUAAUCCAACAGUGAACGACUUCAAAAUUCUCCUGGCCCAAAUGGGUCCUGCUGAAAGUAGUGAUGGAUCAAGCAGCGAAGGUGACGUGUCUUCGGCUGUAUCUUCAAGCGAGAUCUCAUCUCCAAAUACGAGCGGCCUUCCAUCCCCUGCAAAUGAGAAGUCGAUGACACCCGGAUUGCAGGAGCAAAGUGAUAGCCUGAGACGAAUUGCCGCAAUCCUGGCUGAGGAGAUCGGUGUUGAUCCCGGGGAGCUCGGUGGCGAUGCAAACCUUGGUGAGAUGGGUUUAGACUCAUUGAUGUCGCUCACAGUUCUCGGUAAGAUCCGUGAAGAUGUAGAUCUUGAUCUCCCGGGAGAGUUCUUCAUUGAGAACCAAACGCUCGAUGAAAUCGAAAUUACCCUGGAUCUCAAGCCCAAAUCCGCCCCCGCUCCCGCUCCUGUGGAACGCAUCAGACUCCCCGAGCAAAUCCCUGUUCAAGUCGCUUCCAGCACUGCCUCCCAGCACCCGCCGGCAACUUCGAUCCUCCUGCAAGGAAACCCAAAGACAGCGACUCAGAGCUUGUUUUUAUUCCCUGAUGGCUCUGGGUCUGCUACCUCCUAUUCUACCAUUCCUGGAGUUUCUCCUGAUGUCUGUGUCUAUGGACUGAACUGCCCAUAUAUGCGCACCCCCGAGAACCUCAAGUUCCGCCUGGAUGAGCUCACCGCUCCUUACAUUGCUGAGAUUCGGCGCCGCCAGCCCACUGGGCCUUACAACUUCGGUGGCUGGUCCGCUGGUGGUAUCUGUGCCUACGACGCCGCGCGCCAGUUGAUCUUUGAUGAAGGCGAGCGAGUCGAGCGCCUGCUCCUACUAGACUCACCCUUCCCUAUCGGACUGGAGAAGCUGCCUCCCCGUCUGUACAGCUUCUUCGACACGAUUGGACUGUUUGGGGAGGGCAAGGCUCCUCCACCCAAAUGGCUCCUCCCCCACUUCCUAGCUUUCAUCGACUCCUUGGACGCUUAUAAGGCAGUUCCAUUCCCCCAUGCAGACCCGAAGCAGGCCGACAAACUCCCCAAGACAUUCAUGGUCUGGGCCAAGGAUGGUGUCUGCUCUAAGCCCGGUGAUACCCGCCCUGCGCCAGCCGCAGAUGGUAGCGCAGACCCCCGUGAGAUGCUCUGGUUGUUGAACAACCGCACUGAUCUGGGUCCAAAUGGUUGGGAUACCCUUGUUGGACCGAAUAAUGUUGGCGGCAUCACCGUUAUGAAGGAUGCCAACCAUUUCACUAUGACUCGUGGCGACAAGGCCCAGGAGCUGGCUGCAUUUAUUGCUAGCUCUAUGGCUUCGGCAUAA